This is a messenger RNA of Thalassophryne amazonica, 2856 nucleotides long. RefSeq names its product F-box and WD repeat domain containing 4 (gene fbxw4). The coding region runs from base 282 to 2828 and encodes 848 amino acids. The record is from RefSeq and is a predicted model, not a curated record. Lineage: Eukaryota; Metazoa; Chordata; Actinopteri; Batrachoidiformes; Batrachoididae. Gene Ontology annotation, molecular function: protein binding. The transcript has 20 exons.
GUUUGUUUCGUUGUGACACGUCGUGUUGCUUCGACUCGUGUGGAAAGUGUUUGGUUGUGUCGCACUGUGUGUGUGUGUGCGCGCUCCAUGUGAGGAGGAGGUGCAGAAUGGCUCCUUCAGUCUGACUUGUGAUUCAUUUUUUCCACCUCUCUCUCUGGGUCUCCGUCCGGAGGAGCUCCACGCGCUCGCACCGUGACACUUUGGACCUCUUUCUGUGUGUCUCUCCUUCUUUUCGUGGGUUCUGAUGGAGCACUCAGUGAACUCUUAGUCUCGGAGGAGUCAUGGAUCUGCAGGUGAUAGUCUGGUUCUUCCACUGCUGCCUGCUGCCCGCCGCGCUCCUCACAGGUUGUCUUUUUCGCUACAGUCUCUUCUCCCUGGUUUAUUUCCUCUUCCUGCUACUGUUGCCAUGGUUUCUCUGUCCCAACAAACACACCAUCAAAGGUCACACCGGCCGUUUCAUCCGAGCGGUCUUCUGUAGCAGCCUGGUGUUCGUGCUGGGUCAUGUCUGCUUCCAGAUGGUCCUGUACACGUAUCCGCCCCUCGACGAGGCACUCGGUGACAACUGUUCACAGUGGGACACCAUCAGCAGACACAUAGGAUUGUCCAGGCUUCCCCUGGAUGAUCCGUGGAGCGUGAUCCGGCUCCUGUGUCCUGACCUGGCCGUGUGUGCAGUCGCCUUAGUGACCGUCAUCCUCUGCUGUCGGUUAGUGAGGAACAGAGAGAUGGUGGCUGCUGCUAACAUCACAUCGCUUGAUGAUUAUCAGACCGACAGAAACGUUGCUGAUGGGGACGGUGAAGAUGAAGAGGUUUCUGGAGAUGAGGAUGAAGACGAGAGGUCGUCAUGCGGGGAGCUGGAGGAGGAGGAGGAGGAGGUCUCAACGGCGACCAGAGCCAAGCAGCUGGCAGAGCAUUUGAAAAGAACAGCCUGGAAAGUUCUGCGGGACCUGGGCAGAAUCUUGGCCGUCAGCCUGCUCGCACUGGCUGGCAUCGCGAUGCCGUCGGCCUUCUCAGCUGUUUAUUUCCUGCUCUUCAUCGGGGUGUGCACGUGGUGGGCGUGCCACCUUCCCAUCAGUCACCUGGGUUUCAAUGCGCUGUGUGUGAUGGUCGGCUUCUUCACUGCUGGUCACCUGGUUUGUCUGUACCUUUACCAGAGUCUCCUGGUCCAGGCCCUGUUCCCGCCCCACAGCCUGUGGGCGAGACUCUUUGGACUGAAGGACAUCAUCAUACCAGGAAACUGCUCCUCACCCUAUGAACUCAACCUGAACUCCAGUCACAUUUGGCCCGUGUAUGUCAACCCAGGAAUAAUGCUGCUCCUCUACUUUACCAUCGUAAUCAUUCUCAAGACAGGAUAUCAUCGGACUCAGGAGAAGCAGGAGGACAGAGAUGGCCCACAGAAGGAAAUGUUUGAAUUGAGGUCCUGGUCCCCGCGCAAAGACACCUGUGAUGAUGACACACAGGUCACCCUCCUGUCUGUGGGAACAGAAAGCAGCCAAGCAGCAGCUGGAGAGAGUCCACCUGGACCACCUGAUCCACCUGAUCUCGGUCUCAGUGGCGCCCCCAGUGGCCAACAGAGUGAAAGCCCUCUGUCCAUGCUGGGGCGGGUGGUGAUGCAGCAGAGCUACAUCUGUGCCCUCAUUGCCAUGAUGGUGUGGAGCAUCACCUACCACAGCUGGCUGACCUUUGUGCUGCUCCUGUGGGCGUGUCUGAUCUGGAUCCUGCGUGCCAGCCUCGCUAACCAUCUGACCAAGACGAGAGGGAAACUGAAAUAUGUUCUAAAAAUCUUUAGUGGCCAAACAUUAAUAUGGUUUACUUCUUCUUGUCGUUGCAGAUAUCCUUCUAUCCCCCUGAAGGAAAGAGUGAAAAUUGCUCAGAAUUGGUAUGAUGGUGUCUGCAAAAGACACAUUCCCCUCAAAUGGAAAAUGAAGUUAUUACCUUGGUUACAGCUGGACGGGGACAUGCUGUUUCUGUCUCAGGCUGCAGAUAUCAGAGUUUACCAAGUGAGACGAGACCGGGACAGGCUCCACCCGAAGCCAUCUGCCGUGUACUCGGGCCACAAGGGUGAUGUUUGUCGCUUUUCUCUGACGGACUCUCACUUGGUUAGUGGUGGAAGUGACGGCAAGAUCAGGAUCCACAGCAGAAGGAGCAACACGUCAGUGGAGUUAUCAGGUCAUAAUCAAGAAGUGAACUGCUUGGACUUGAGAAGUGGACUCAUCGUCACCGGCUCCAGAGACAGAACGGCCCGGGUUUGGACUUUAACAUCAGUUUUUCCCAGAAGCACGGUGUCCAUGCAGGACAGAGUGUGGUCCGUGGCUCUCAGCCCCACCCUGAGCUCCUUUGGAACAGGCUCUGCAUGCUGUGAAAACUUCUCCCCGCUCCGCAUCUGGGACAUCGAACGGUUGGAGUGUGUUUGCUGUCUGGGUUCCGAGUUCCGUCGUGGAGCAGGGAUUUUGGACAUGGUGUUCGAAUCACCUUUUCACCUCUGCAGUUGUGGCUAUGAUACAUUCAUUCGUCUGUGGGACCUCCGUCUCAGCCCGCGGAAGUGUGUGUUGGAGUGGGAAGAACCUCAUGACAGCGCUCUGUACUGCAUCCAGACCGACGGAAAUCACAUGAUCGCCAGCGGAUCCGCCCACUACGGCGUGGUUCGACUCUGGGACAAGCGACAGACACGGUGCCUUCAGUUUUUCCAGCUCAGUGUGGACCGAGAGAGCAGCCCGGUUUACUGCCUAAGGUUCACCAGCUCUCACCUGUAUGCUGCACUCUCUACUGCCCUGCACUCUCUGGACUUCAGACACAGCGCCAGAGCGCACACACGUGUGUCGCUUGUAUAAACAUGGUGAUUUUCACAAUAAAUGUUUU